Penaeus indicus is the source of this 979-nucleotide messenger RNA. It is a transcript of the gene boca, whose product is annotated as LDLR chaperone boca-like. Bases 27 to 647 code for a protein of 206 amino acids. Gene Ontology annotation, biological process: protein folding. The transcript has 4 exons. The record is from RefSeq and is a predicted model, not a curated record. NCBI's taxonomy places the organism in Eukaryota, Metazoa, Arthropoda, Malacostraca, Decapoda, Penaeidae.
CACCCGGCGUAAACAAACCUCCCACAAUGGCCCGGAAAAUAGACCUCGGUCUCUGUAUUUUCCUCUUAAUUCUCUCUUUUUCGGUCUGUAAGAAGCACACCGGAGAAGAUAAACCAGCCUGGGCCAAGAAAGAUAUCCGGGAUUACACAGACGCCGAUUUAGAGAGACUCUUAGAUCAGUGGGAAGAAGAUGAAGAGCCACUCCCAGAGGAUGAGCUGCCAGAACAUCUGCGAUCUCCCCCCAAGAUGAACUUUGACCCGAGCAACAUGGGAGACCCCGAGAAGUUGCUGAAGAUGAGCAAGAAAGGCCGCACCCUCAUGAUGUUCGUUCAGGUCAAGGAGGAACUCUCUCCCGAGGAAGCGGAGGACAUCACAAAGCUCUGGCAGAGUGCACUGCAUAACAACCACAUACAGGCAGAGAGGUACAUGGUUGACCAGAGAAGAGCAAUCUUCAUGUUUAAGGAUGGUGCUCAGGCAUGGGACGCAAAGGACUUCCUGGUCGAGCAAGAGGAAUUCAAGGAGUGCUCGAUAGAGAACAAGGUCUACCAUGGACACUUCACUCCUGAGGGAAGGAAGGAACGUGAGGGAGCGGAAGCAGCCAAAAAACCCAAAAAGGGAAACAAGAAGAGGAAAAAGGUAGAAUUGUAGGGUAGUACUUGAAAUCAAUUGGUAUUAAUUCAUCCACAUUUUUGUUCGAGUUCAUUUAAGUUUAAAGAUCACAUUUAUUGUUUGUUACAUUUAUGGUUUGUAUUCAAUAUUAUCUUUAUCUUUUACACUAUCCUAAUUAGUGUUAUGAAGCAAAUGUAUCCUGUAGUUUUUUGUUUUUUUUUAAUCUUUGUUCUUAUUUGUUUUCAUGAUCACACAAAUUUGUAAAUCGUUGUCUCUUGUUUGAUUUUAAACGAUAAUGUUCCUGGUGAACUGAAUUGCCAAAAUUUGUUAGGGUUGGUGAAGGAUUUUGUAAUAAAUGAAUUUUACAAGAA